AAUAAUAGAAUAUCCUUCUGAGUGUGUUUCUGAGUACUGAAUAGGGAAACACUUUUUUGUUUUAUUAAUUUAACAUUGUGUUUAUUACUUUAUUAUCUACCAAGUUACCCAUGAAUUAGGGAUGGAUGAAUUUGAAAAUUAUUCUAGAGAGCAAUUAGUCGCAUAUAUAAAAUCUUUAAAAAAUCAAAACACUCAACUGCUGCAAACUGUAGUUAAAAAUGACACGAAUAAGAAACAACUUCGACGAAAGACCAGUAAACCAUUUGAUUUUGAUAAAUGUAAAUAUCGACACGUCUUAUUGAAAUUUUUUUAUCUAGGCUGGGAUUAUGAUGGUUAUGUUACGCAAGAAGAUACCAGCAAUACUGUGGAACAUUCCAUAUUUAAAGCUUUAAUCAAAACCUGUCUCAUUAAAAAUCGUUCUACUUCAAAUUAUCAUCGUUGCGGACGCACUGAUAAAGGUGUUAGUGCGUUUUCUCAGGUUAUAUCUGUUGACUUGAGAUCUAAAUCUGAAAACAUUGAAGAUGAGCUCAACUAUUGCAAAAUGUUGAACAGUGUAUUACCUGCGAGUAUUCAGUUUACAGCAUGGUGCCCUGUUGGAAAUAAUUUCAGUGCACGUUUUGAUUGCAGAAGGCGGACAUAUAAAUAUUUCUUCCCAAAGGGAAAUUUGGAUGUUAGAGCAAUGACCAUAGCCGCUAAGUAUUUGGAAGGCACACAUGAUUUUAGAAACUUUUGUAAAAUGGAUGUCAAUAAUGGAGUUGUUGAAUUUGUACGGUGUAUUUUGUCAAUAGAUUUCAGCAGCUUUAAUGAAGGGUGUCAUAGCGAUGAUUCAGUUUAUGUUAUGACUGUCACUGGUAAUGCAUUUUUGUGGCAUCAGAUACGUUACAUAUUUGGAAUAUUGAUUUUAAUUGGACAACAUAAGGAAAAACCUGAAAUUAUAUUAGAACUUUUAGAUGUAACAAGUAAUCCAAGGAAACCAGAUUAUCACCUAGCGAGUGAGAUCCCUUUGAAUUUAUAUGAUUGUUACUAUGACAAGAUCGACUGGAUAUACGAUCAAAAAUCAUUAAAAGUGGUCGCUUCAAAACUGCAAGAAAUGUGGACAUUUUCAGAAAUAAAAAAAAAAUAUUAUCUCGGAAUGAUUAAGACUUUAAACUUCUGAUUUUCAACAUUCUCAUAUUUGUGGAACUUAUUUCAUUUUUUAUUCACUCCGGCUCAUUUCGUGUGGAGUUACUGAUUUACUAUGUACAAUUUUGGAGUGACGUCAUCACAUUAUUGGUGGGGAUGAUUGGAAAAAUGUUGGUAAGUGUUUUACCAUGUACAUGAUAUGAUAUUCACAAUACACAUAUGAAAUGUGACAACAAUCAGCCCAGUACUUUCGCAGAUUAUCCGUCUAAUAAAAAUCCGGAGACGGCAGACGGACGGACGGAAACAGGAGAACUAUCUCUUCGUACUCUAGGUUAGGGGUCAUGAAAGGUCGAGAAAACGUAAAAG
Molecule: messenger RNA, 1488 nt
Organism: Zophobas morio
Lineage: Eukaryota; Metazoa; Arthropoda; Insecta; Coleoptera; Tenebrionidae
Product: tRNA pseudouridine(38/39) synthase
Exons: 7
Coding region: 122-1156 (344 amino acids)
Biological process (GO): tRNA pseudouridine synthesis; mRNA pseudouridine synthesis
Cellular component (GO): cytoplasm; nucleus
Molecular function (GO): pseudouridine synthase activity; RNA binding
Source: RefSeq, a predicted model, not a curated record